This is a messenger RNA of Seriola aureovittata, 2336 nucleotides long. RefSeq names its product splA/ryanodine receptor domain and SOCS box containing 3b (gene spsb3b). Gene Ontology annotation, biological process: proteasome-mediated ubiquitin-dependent protein catabolic process. The transcript is spliced from 8 exons. Lineage: Eukaryota; Metazoa; Chordata; Actinopteri; Carangiformes; Carangidae. Gene Ontology annotation, molecular function: protein binding. Gene Ontology annotation, cellular component: SCF ubiquitin ligase complex. Bases 402 to 1679 code for a protein of 425 amino acids. The record is from RefSeq and is a predicted model, not a curated record.
GGAGGAAAAAUAAGUCAGUUCCGCAUGAGCGCAGCAGAUGCAUGUAAGGGUUAUUUCUAAAUCGUAUAUGGCAGUAAAUUAUGACCGAGGGUAAUUUGAACCGUUCAAAGUUAUCUGAAACAAGGGUCAGAGAGAAAUGUCGCAGUUAGGGGGUUUCGUCAGCCGAGUUCACAAGUUCAACACACAGCCCUAUCCAAUAAGCACAAGACGAGGGCGUGGAGAAGUAAUGUUUACGUCUAGGUCGCCUAGAAGUGGGACAGAGUGCAAACUGCACCUGUCACUCGGUCGGGUAUAGAGGCACACCAGCUUCCAAAUGAGCCAUUGCAAGACAGUAUACAGGAAGACUACUGCAAGAUAACAGCUGGUCAUAAGGUGUUGGAUCUGCUGUCCACAGAGCUGCCAUGCUGAGAAGAGGCAGAAAUGGCCGGACUCGGCAUUUGGCCUGGAGCGAAAUACGGCAGGAGACAGAUGCCAUGGAAGUGAUCCAGACAUUGGACAGAGAGCAGUGGGAAGGCCAGACAACAACACAGAUCAGCGAUUUGGAGUCUGACGUGGACUACCUGGCGAGUUCCCAGACUGUCACUGAGGUGGUGGCCUUGCCCUGCACUGUGCCAGUGAUAGGGGAGUCUUUCUGCCAGUGUGACCGUCAGGAAGAGCUCAGCCCAGGAUACAUUCUUAUCAGUGACUGCGUCUGUGGGGAAGAAGAUCAAGGUUUUGACUGGGUAUGGGAUGAGAACUGCAAAUCCUCCGGAGCUUUCCUCAGCUGUGACAACAGGAAGGUGAGCUUUCACUCCGACUACAGCUGUGGCACAGCUGCCAUUCGCGGCACCAAGGAGCUGGCAGACGGCCAACACUUCUGGGAAGUCAAGAUGACCUCUCCUGUCUAUGGAACCGAUAUGAUGGUGGGAAUUGGAACUUCAGAGGUGAACCUUGAGAAGUUCAAAUACAGCUUUGGCAGCCUGCUGGGCCAUGAUGAAGACAGUUGGGGACUUUCCUACACAGGUCUCCUCCAGCACAAAGGGGACAAAGUGAAGUUCUCCUCUCGAUUUGGGCAAGGCUCCAUCAUAGGGUUGCACCUGGACACCUGGCAUGGUACCCUGACCUUCUACAAGAAUCGGCACUGCAUAGGUGUCGCUGCCACAAGGCUGCAGAACAAGAAGUUCUACCCCAUGGUGUGCUCCACAGCAGCCAAGAGCAGUAUGAAGGUGAUCCGUGCCUGCUAUACACCCACCUCCCUGCAGUACCUUUGCUGUGCCCGACUCCGUCAAAUGUUGCCCUGCUGCCCAGACAUGCUUGGUGCUCUGGAGCUGCCCCCAGGCCUGCGCACCCUCCUCCACACACAGCUGGGCUGGGUCUUCACCCUCAGCAGCAGCCCUGAAGCCUCAGAGCAGCACAGCGACUUGCUUGAGGACUUCUACGAAGAGACGAGCCUACCUUCGAGCCCCAGCCCCAGCCCCAGCCCCAUCAUGAGCCCGGUAUCCAGCCUGAGUGCCUGCGCCUCUCCGAGCCCCUGCACCAGCCCAUUUCCUGACACAGUCUCAUACCAGUGCCCCUGUCAAACAUCACCUCAAACUCAGCCCUGCACUUGCCACUGCCCUCCAACUCCUCCCAGCAGUGACUACGAUAGCUGCUGCUCUGAGCCAGAGGAGUACCAAUGCAAAAGAUGCCGCUGGACAUGACAUAGUAGUCAAAACGUAGUUCUAAGUAUUUGGCACACAGCUAUUCUACCAUUGCCAUCAGUGUCUCCUGUUUGAAAUCAUGGAUAAAACAGCAUUCUCAUUCUUUAGCCAAUAUUUGAGUGGAUAUUUAAUUGGAUUGUUGUUUCUCUUUUUUAUCUAGCAAUGUUGUGUCACUCGGGGCAAAUUUCUCAAUGAAUGGGGCGAAGGGAGUGAGUCUGUAGUCUGUGAGACAUUUAAUGCAGUUCAGAUAUUAGAGUGACAUUGAGGUCAUUCACUCUCAUUUUAGCCAAUUUCUAUCAUGGGGCUAAUAAGAGCCAUAUGUAUUACUCAGUUUUUUUCUUCAUUUUAUCUUUAAAAUAUGCCAGUCACUGUCUUUGUGAGGCCUGAUGUUUGCCAAAUAUGACUCUGACAAAAAAGCAAAAAAAAACACCCUUGUUAUUCUCAGGGAUAGACUCCAGGGGGAAAGGAGUUGCUUUUGAUACUUCGGAAAUGACUUUUUUGUAAAUGUGUUUUGUAAUCAGCAUUUGGUUUGAAUAUCAACAGUGGUUGUGUUCAUGCUUAUAAGAGGAUUUGCUACUCAGUGCUUUUCUUUGUACAUUUAUGCUUUGUUUAUGAACUUUCUUACAGAGGCAAUUCUAUAAAAUUAAAUUAAAAGGU